Messenger RNA from Dothidotthia symphoricarpi CBS 119687, 453 nucleotides. RefSeq lists its product as uncharacterized. The record is from RefSeq and is a predicted model, not a curated record. The transcript has a single exon. The coding region runs from base 1 to 453 and encodes 150 amino acids. Lineage: Eukaryota; Fungi; Ascomycota; Dothideomycetes; Pleosporales; Dothidotthiaceae.
AUGUCUUUCAUAUCCUGGAUCCCCUACACCCUCCCAUUCGUUGGCCUCAUCGUUUGUCUUGUAUUCGCUGAACGUGAUCGCGGACGAAUGCUGAACUCCAUACCCCUGCAAACCGGUCUGCCGCCACAAACCGACGACGAGAAACAGUAUGACAUGAUGGUAUCGCGGGUCAUACGUGACGUGAUGCGACCGACCGCUGAGCAGAGCACAACGGCGAUUCAACAUGAUGGGGGUGCUGGCUCGCUGUUCACAGGUGUAGACGACAUAACUUUAGUCAAUGGGGGUAGGGAUGAGGAAUUUGACGUUCCAAACCAAGACGAUGAGGGGAGUGUACAGAUGCUAGAUACCGAGUCUGAAGCAGAAGUGGAGUUCUUUGAUGCGGUAGAGCAUCAAGAGGACUAUGAGAUGGUCAUCUUGAAUGGGGAUCAGACAGCAGCGGCGAGCAGAUGUUGA